Messenger RNA from Rubroshorea leprosula, 1090 nucleotides. The record is from the annotation of a GenBank genome assembly. NCBI's taxonomy places the organism in Eukaryota, Viridiplantae, Streptophyta, Magnoliopsida, Malvales, Dipterocarpaceae.
AUCUCUUUCUUCCUCUUCUGGUACACAAUAGCAUCUCCUCAUGACCACCACAAUUGGUAUUGGCACAAAGUGUAGCCUUAUUCCUUAUGACCAUGGGAGUGAGGCCAACGCCACCCUACCAUGUUGAGGAACGUGGGAUGUCGCCACCACAAUGUUUACCCCCACCCCCUGAGCCAUGGUUUUCAUGGCUUGUGCCUCUUAUAUUCUUGGCCAACAUUGCAAUGUUUGUUCUCUCCAUGUACAUCAAUGAUUGUCCAGCAAAAAUGAGUCCAGAAAAAUGCCUUUUUUAUGAAUAUCUUGGACGGUUUUCAUUCCAACCCUUCAAGGAAAAUCCUCUCCUUGGCCCUUCAGCAGCUACGUUGAAGGGUCUUGGAGCAUUAGAAAGGGAUUUGGUGGUGAAGAAAAAUGAAACGUGGCGCCUUCUAUCUUGUAUGUGGUUUCAUGCUGGAGCUAUCCAUUUAGCGGCCAACAUGAUGAGCCUUUUAUUUAUUGGAAUUCGAUUGGAGCAAGAAUUUGGAUUUUUGAGAAUCGGAAUUUUAUAUUUGUUAUCUGGUUUUGGUGGAAGCUUGAUGUCUGCUCUUACUUUUACGGGACAAAAGUUAGCCAUUUCUGUUGGGGCAUCUGGUGCACUUUUUGGGCUAUUGGGAGCCAUGCUUUCUGAGCUCAUUACUAAUUGGUCACUCUACACAAAUAAGUGUGUAGCACUUGUGAGCCUUGUGUUGAUAAUUUGCUUAAAUUUAGCCAUCGGAUUCUUACCUCAUGUCGACAAUUCUGCUCAUAUGGGAGGGUUCCUAUUUGGAUUUCUUCUAGGAUUUAUACUUCUCUUUCGCCCUCAAUAUGGAUAUGUUAGUCGCAAGUACAUUCCAGCGGGAUAUGAAGUUAAACAUAAAAAACCCAAGUACAAAUGCUACCAACAUUUGUUCUGGGUAGUUUCCUUGGUCCUCUUACUUUUAGGAUACAUAGUUGGCUUGAUUAAAUUAUUUAAAGGGGAGAAAAUAGAACAAAAGCAUAUUGGCAUUUUCAUUCACGUAUGAGCAUUGUAUCCCACAUCAAAAGGAUGUGGAUUAAGUAAGAAAUACAUAUUUAUACG